AUGCAUAUUGGAGAGAUUAUUUCAGCGAUCAACCUUGUCAUUUCCUUCUGCUUUCUGGUUUUUGGGGCGAUGGUGCUUACGUGUUUAGACGAGCUCGAGCGCGGACAAAACUUGAAUAUGUGGUGCAAGGAUACCGAUGAAACGACUGGGGUUGUUUUAAUCUUAGCCGGAAUGGGCUGUUUAGCCAUCUAUGUCUACAUUUCUGGAGCCGAAGAGAUGAUCACACAAUAUAUCAACAAAGGACCAGCGUCCAAACUUUAUAAGGUCUAA
Oikopleura dioica is the source of this 270-nucleotide messenger RNA. The record is from the annotation of a GenBank genome assembly. Lineage: Eukaryota; Metazoa; Chordata; Appendicularia; Copelata; Oikopleuridae.